CUCUUUAAUUAUUUCAUGGAUUCAAAUGUUUGUAGUUCAGUUGCGUCUCUAAACUGCACUGCAAUUACUGAAUUGGAGUAUAGAGGCAUGGAGGGAAUUCCUGUGAGGAUUGUGAUACCUUCAGCUUCAACGUGUCACUCUCAUGAUUUUCAAAGGAAAACAAUCAUACAAGUAUCAUCUUCAUCAACAAGAAGGGUUCCUACCCACAACAGAUAUUUUCGCUUUACUGUUCCGGCCAAACUCUCUCCUUCUGAUUUUCAAGAUUUUCAGAGCUAUGCGAGGCCUUCACAUCUCUUGCCAGCCUCUGAAGUGAAAGUGUACACAAAUACAUCAGUAGAGAACAUUUCAUCAUCUUUGAAGGAGGAUGGAUCCAAAUCUUUAUUUAUGGUCAAGUUAGUUACAAGCAACGCAUAUGGCUCUAGUAUUAGUGACUUAAAUGCUGGAAUUCUACUAUGCUUGAUAGAUGAAAACGGAAAUUCCAUAUUGCAAAGGAUCCCUGUGAGUUUGAUGAUGGAUCAUUCUACAGAAUCAGGGGAUAUGACUAAUAUUGACAUGCUUCAUUUCCAAAGAGGUUCUGUAGAUGAAUUCAUUUUUGAGGGUCCUAAAAUUGCACGACUUAAGGCUCUUUGGGUCAGUGUUGAAUCAGGUCAGUGGCGCCUAGGAAGUGUAUCCUUAAUGGUUAUUAAUUGUGAAGGGCAACCAUCUGGACCGGAAGAUGGGGUACCAACGUACACUGGCUUCCAGUAUGACUUUCAGAUUGAUGAUGUGUUGCUUGGUGAGGGAGUUGAUCUGUCCAUGUUGGAAUUAAGACCUAGCCUUGUGACUGAGCUGGAAGGGAUUGAUCCCAUAAGCAUCUUCAAUAAAGGACUUAAUGACCCUAACUUGCUCUCAAGUCCUAAGAUCUCGAAUGAAGAGAGUAUGAAGGAAUACGCAGAUUUGAAGUUCUCAUUGUUAUUUUAUGAUGCCAUGCUGAUGCUUUUUGGUACAUCAGUUGCUUCCCUCUUGGCUGGGGAAAAUGCCGGGAUUGCUUUCUUGAUUGGUGGAAUUGGAGGCUUCUUGUAUCUUUUACUGUUGCAGAGAUCAGUGGAUGAAUUGCCAGCUUCAGAAUUAAUCACCAAUGACAAAGAAAGAACUGAUGCAUUGUUCAGAGGAGUGAAGGGUCCAAUAGCAAGUGUAGCAUUGGCUCUAGGCUUGGCUGUAAUUGCAUCAAGGUAUAGCUCAGGAGGUCUUCAAGUGAUGCUAACACCAAAAGAUCUCAUAGUUGGAAUGUUGGGGUUUCUUGCAUGUAAAGUUUCUGUGGUGUUGGCUGCAUUCAAGCCUAUAACACUAGGUUCAAAGUUACCAAGUGAUAUGUAACAUUGUACUUUUUGUCACUUGUGAAGUGGUUUAAUUUUUAAACCAGGUGUAACUUACAAUUAUCAAUACCGUGAAUAUUAUUGUUGUAUAGUGCUCA
Messenger RNA from Glycine soja, 1453 nucleotides. RefSeq lists its product as uncharacterized. The transcript is spliced from 3 exons. Lineage: Eukaryota; Viridiplantae; Streptophyta; Magnoliopsida; Fabales; Fabaceae. The coding region runs from base 16 to 1356 and encodes 446 amino acids. The record is from RefSeq and is a predicted model, not a curated record.